GGUCCCCGGUGCAUCACUAAAGGAGAAAUUUCAAGAAGAAAUUAGAACUUCCGUUUCCGACUUGUAUACUCUGACAAAAUGUUUGUUUUUAGUUAGUUAAGUAUCUUAUUUAAUUGUUAUUUCUAUUUUGAUUGUGAAAAUGCCGCCAACAAUUCAAACGGGUCUAAGAGAUGACCGAGAUAAAAGGAGCAGACCGGGAGAGAAAAGAUCCGAGCUGAUUGCACGAGUGAAAUACAGCAACACACUGCCAGAUAUUCCAUUUGAUCCCAAGUUCAUCACCUAUCCAUUUGAAUCAAACAGAUUUAUUCAGUACAAACCUACAUCAUUGGAAAGGUCAUACAAAUAUGACCUCUUGACAGAGCCUGACCUCGGUGUCACUAUUGACCUCAUUAACCCUGAUACAUACAAGAUUGAUCUGAAUGCAUAUCCAGAUCCUGAGGAUGAGAAACUGCUUGAAGAAGACCACAGCACACCGCAGGAUUCCAUAAGAUCCCGCCACCACAGGGCUAAUGUGUCCUGGCUGAGAAAAACCGAGUAUAUUUCCACUGAAUACAACAGGUUCCAGCAGAAAUCUGACCGCACUGAGAUCAAAGUUGGCUUUAAGAUGAAGCAGAAUAUGAAAGAAGAAGAUGUCUACAAGGACCGAGACACACAGAUCUGUGCAAUCGAGAACACAUUCAAAAAGGCUGACAUCCAAAUCAUGAAACACUACAGUAAGCAAAAUGUCACACCAGUUGAAGUGUUGCCUUUGUUUCCUGACUUUGAGCUGUGGAAGCAUCCAUUUGCCCAAGUUUUGUUUGAUUCUGAUCCAGCCCCUAAGGGAAGACCUUUGCCAGCUCAGCAUGAGGAAAUGUCACAAGCUAUGAUUCGAGGUGCAGUUGAUGAAAGUGGAGAACAGUUUGUGGCAUAUUUCCUGCCGACUGAUGAAACUCUCGGCAAGAGGAAACGAGAUACAGAGGAAGACGUUGAUUAUGUCCCAGAUGAAGAGUAUGAUUAUAUGUUGGCAAGGGAGUAUAACUGGAAUGUAAAGAACAAACUUUCCAAAGGAUAUGAAGAGACAUAUUUCUUUGUGAUUCGAGACAAAGGUGUUUACUAUGAUGAACUGGAAACAAGAGUGCGUCUAAGCAAAAGAAGAAAGACAGGAGGCGGUCAAGUAGCUAAAUCGAGACUGGUGAUAAAGCACCGUGAUCUCAAUGAGAAGGAGAUCAGUGCACAGGAUGCUCGUCUAAUGAUGCUGGAACCUACACAAGAAGAAGAGGAAGAAGAAAUGCAGUUUGACAACAUUGCUUCAGACCAAGAAUUCAAGACCCCUAGCGACAAGGGUGAUAAGAGUGACCAGGAGGAUGACCAGGCCAGCGUGAAGUCUGGAGCGAGUGGUCGCAGUCGAAGCCGUUCACGCAGCAGAAGUAGAUCACGCAGUCGGAGUCGCUCAACAAGUGGAAGCCGUUCUCCUAGUCGGAGUCGGAGUCGAAGUCGGAGUCGGAGUCGGAGUGGCAGCAGAAGCAGAAGUGGCAGUAGGAGUCGAAGCAGCAGUGGCAGUGAGAAGGGCAGUGGGAAGGAAGACAGUGGCAGUGAGAGUGAGGCAGAAGACAAGGAACGUAAGAAGGAAGAAGAGGAGAUCUUCGGAGCGGCUAGCAGUUCUGAUAGUGAUUGAACAAACCAAACUCUGCAAAUGCAAUAAAACUGGUUUACCCUCCAUUGGCCAGUGUUCACAACUGCUGUUAUUAGGGAAAUGUAAAUGAAAGUGCUUGGAUUUGUGGAUGUUAAUUUAGCAAGUGUAAGUAGACACAUAAAAGUGAAGCAGAAUAUAUUGCAUAUGUUUGGAAAUUCAUGGUUUUAUCUGAGAAAAAAUAAACCAAAUUAAAUGCACAAAGAUAGUUAACAUAUUUCAGUAAUUUAGAGAUGAAAUGGGUGGGUUUAGUGGAUACUAUUACUGUGUUUCGUUGUUAACUAUUAAAUCUUUAUAGUUAACAACCAAACACAGUGAUAUUAUCCAUGUUCUAAUACUACACCUAGAGUAUAUGAGUAUCUGUAAAAAAUGUUAUUAUGUUUUAUGAAAAACCUAAUUAUCUAUUCUCCUUACUCAGUGAAAACGCUUAUAGUAAGUAACAGUAUGACAUCAUAUUUCUUCUUUCUCUUGACUUGAGAGUGAAGCAAAUGGCAAAUUUAUCAGUAUUUGUAGUCUAUUUUGAACAUGAUUUAUUGUAAUACAAGAUACACACACACACAAAAUGGUUUGCUGUUAAUAUUUUUGUGGCAAUACGUAUGGAUAAGAUUGUAGUUUAUAUUUGUGAAGCGGUGUUUCAACUUCAUGUUGACUUUUACUAACAUAUUUUCACAUAAAUAAAAUAAUAUUAAUUUACGAAAGGGCAAGUAUCAUUUGUGUAAGUUUUUAAACAUUUUGCAAUAUUUUAAAGCAGUUAAUAAUUUAAAAUUGCGUUUAAAAAAUUGAUAAGCAAUUCCAUCUUGUCUUUACAAUUUGAUUGUCCCAAAAAGUAUGUUCUAUUACAAAACUGGUGGAAAUUUUGACCUGGGACAAGGCUUGAUUCAAAAUUUCUAUCACUGAGGGUGUACUUUUUCUAUCCCACAUGACCAUAUGAUGCAGUGUUUCUCUCAUCCAUUCGGUAAAUAAUCUCUUAUUUUACAUGAACAGAAAUGUUUGAAAAUGUAACUUUUUCAUUAGACUAUUUUAUCAUAAAUAAACUACACUAUUAUAUUUGCUGUGUUUGUUUCAUGUGUUAAAUAUAAUAUAACACCACAAAUUAACAAGACAGCUUUUAUAAUGAAGGUUUUAAUAACACAAUAUCAAUCUAAAACUUGUGUGGUGACCUUAGAUCACGAACUUGCAUUAAUAUCACUUUUUAUAUUACCAAAGUCGUCAUACUUGUUAGUUGCAAUCAUGCCCACGACAGAUUUAGAGAAUACUCGACAAGCUACUAGGCAAUACCAUUUAUCUUGCACUCAUGAAUUGAUGUUGUCCUUUCCAAGCCUGUGUAAGAUAAACGGUAUUGCCGAGUAGCGAGUUGGGUAUUAUAUUUAUUACCCAUUAUAAUACCAAUUUUAUCAUUUUAUUGAAGAUUUUCAAACAAUACUGUUAUUGAAAAUAAGUUUGCAAGUUGAGAACAAGAGAUAGCAUUGUGUCAUGGCUGUGAAGUACAUAUCGCUGAUGGCGUAAGUUAGUUGUUGACAUGACUGCCACCAUGACACUCGAUUAACCACUGCACGCAUUAAAUUGAUCAGCCUAUAGUGAAGCACUGAUUAUGACAUCAAAACUUAGGGGACGAUUUUUUUUUUCUUUCCUUUGUGAAAGAUCAUUCUUCUUUCCUUACUGCUCUCUGCCCAUAUGGGUAACUAUCUUUCAUGGGAUAGCUCUGUCCUAUAUACCUAAGGAUGAGAGAAAAAGUCAUCUUGCAGUCUUUAGCAUACACCGGCAACCCUGGCCUGUGGCCGUCUACAUGCAGUUGAUUUAGGAACACGAGUGAUUGUUAACGUUAUGAAGUUUCUUAAAUCUGGAGCUACUUUAUGUUGCACUCUAGGUCAUCAGGCUCCAUCUAUUCAGCGAAAUGGUGGUCUUUUCUUUUUCUUUUUUGCCUAAAAUCGUCUCAAGUCACCGAGUUACUAAUUAGUAAUGAGACGUCCAAGUUGCCAUAAUGGACAAAUUCCAAUUCCAGAAACGAACAUUUGACAUUAAGACACCAUCUUGUUUAGUAUUAUAGUGUCGAUCCAUGUCGUCAAAGAAAUAACAGGUUUAACUGUAUAACCACUUGACAUCGUGAAACCAUUGCUCACAAAUGUGUGGACUUACGUGGUGUACUUUAUUCCUCUCCUUGUAAUAAAGCUAUGGCUGCUACUUCUCAAUUUAUUACAUGUGUAAAAUUUGUAUGAUUUUCUUACAAUGAGCCAACACUGUAUACAUGUCCAUCUCUGUCAUGUUAAUGGUUUUCACCUUCAUUUGCAUCAUCACUAAUGUUGAAUGUCUGUAAAAUAACAUUAAUUUCAGCAUGUUCAUUGUUGCAUCACAAUAUGGUGUAAAUAUUAAUAAAAUAAAAAACUUUAAAUGU
Gigantopelta aegis is the source of this 4061-nucleotide messenger RNA. RefSeq names its product RNA polymerase II-associated factor 1 homolog. The coding region runs from base 140 to 1654 and encodes 504 amino acids. NCBI's taxonomy places the organism in Eukaryota, Metazoa, Mollusca, Gastropoda, Neomphalida, Peltospiridae. The transcript is spliced from 13 exons. Gene Ontology annotation, molecular function: chromatin binding; RNA polymerase II complex binding. Gene Ontology annotation, biological process: transcription elongation by RNA polymerase II. The record is from RefSeq and is a predicted model, not a curated record. Gene Ontology annotation, cellular component: Cdc73/Paf1 complex.